GAGUCACCUUCCAGGAGCUCCCUGUCCCUGCUGUGCUGAGGAGCCAGAGCUGGGCCAGCCCUGCAGAUGUGCCUGCCCAGGGCUGGCCAGAGGGGCAGGAUCCCCUCCCUGCCCUGCUCCAAUGCUCUCCCUGGUGCCCCCAGGAUCCCAUUGCCCUCCCUGUCCCCAGGACACGCGGCUGGGCAGGCACAGCUGGUUGCCCACCAGCACCUCCAGAUCCUUCUCCCAGAGCUGCUCUCCAUCAGGUCACCUCCUGCUGGUGCCUGGGGUUGUUCUUCCCCAGGUACAGGAUCCUGUGCGUGCCUUUGAAGAAGGUGGUGCCUCUGUGUUGAUGUGUCUGCAGAAACCUGGAGCUUCCUUUUGGAAGCAGGUCAGAAACACACGGGGCUGUUUUCAAAUGCCACGUCACGCACUGGUGUAACCCAGGGGCUGCAAAGGAAAGGCAGGAUUUCUCGGCUCCCAUGUAAUGACAAAUGACUCAGGUGGUAACAAGCUGGUGUUGAGGAGCAGAUGAUUGCAGCAGGUGUCCUGGCUGACUCCCUGUGUUCCUUGACCAAAGUUUUGCAGCCUGGAGCUCCCAGGAGCGUGCUGGGAGCCGGGUGGGUUGGAGUGGCGGCGUGCCAGCUGGUGCCUUGGGGUGAUGAUCAGGUUACUGUGGUGCCUUGGAGACAGAUGGGCUCCAGCAUUACCCUGGAAACUCGAUUUUCAGCGUGACGUAAUGUUUGGGUAGAGCUGGAACUCUGGGAUCGCACCCUCAGCCGGGGAGGGUGAAGGUUUCUUGUGCUCUACGUCACUCUUUACUACAGGGAGGUGGUUUGCUUGGCUGGCAUGUGAAAGGAGCGAAUUUCCCUGGAGAUGUUGAUGCUCAGCAGCACGUGGGUGUUAGGAGGCUUUGGGAGGUGGAGGAGGAUGGAGAUGGAAUAAUGUCCUUUGAAUCAGAGCUGUUUUGGUGUGCUAGAAAGAAACUGGCAGCUGUAAAAAGGAGAGGGGGGAGCCCUCAAACAUUGAACCACUCACUCCAUGGUUUUGUGGGGACUCAGAGCAGGAGGUGUUGAAUUUAUACUGGACUGAGUGGGGUGAAAAUCCAAGUGUAGGUGAGAGUGUGUGGGGGUGUCACAGCUGCUCGACAGUGAUACCUUGGGAAUCAAAAGAGUCUUGGAUCAAUGGGCUCCAUCCCGAGGCGUGGACUUGGUGACCUUUGUGGUAACUUUGAGAGUAAAUUCCAAGUGAUUUAUCCCUCUUCUGAUCUCUCUUGAACUCUGGACUGCUCAUGUGUGUUGCUGUCAAGUGGCUGCUUCUGUAUUUAUGAGCAAAUCACAAACUACUGACCUGCUUUGCCUCCUGUGAAAGGCAAGUGAUAGUUCUCGCUGGAGAUGGCAAGGGCAGUAUUUCUGAAUGUGCUUGGACUGAAUUUACCAUUAGGAACUGUUAGGAAAGCGUGGAUGCUGACGAUUAUUGGAAGGAGAAGCGCGUAUUUACUGCACAGUGGCAAUAGAUUUAUAGACAGAUAGCUUGGUUUGUAGAUAAAUAUUUUUGCCUCUAUUUCUGUAGCCACCAGCAGUAGAUUUCAAAGCCUAAACUUUGCUAUAAUCUAGAGACCUUUUUACAUUUUUGUUUUUUUUCAUUCCUAUCCCAUCUGCCGAGUUCUUCGCUCACGGCUCACAUGUCACGUGGCGCCGAGAGAGCCAAGAGGAGUGACGCAUCCUGGUAUCCCAUGGCGCUUCCCGGGGAGCAGCGGGAAGGGAAGCUCUGACGAAGCCCGGCCACGGGGAAGCUGAAAGGCAACUUUUGACGCGAGCGAAGGAAGUUCGGGUGAGAUCCUCGGGUGAGAUCCCGGGCUCCGCCAGCUGCUCUCCCGCGAAACGCUUCGGCUCCAAGAGGCUUCUCCGCUUCUCCCUCUCCCUCCUCCUGCCGGGAGCGUCGCGUCUGGCUGGCAGCUGGGAGGAGGAAAAGUUGGCUGUGCUGUUACAUCCCCUGCCCGGUUUCCACGAGAAGAAGAAUGCCAACACGAAUAUGAAGUGAAGGGACUCCUAUGCUGUGCCACGGCGCCCGGAUGCUCCUGUCAGCGGAUCAGAGACGGGCACCCGCCUCAGGCCACACCGCUUCCCGGGACACCAUGAAGCCGAGGAGGAGCUUCCCAGCGCGCCGGAGCGGCAGGGAGUGCUGCCCUGUUUGAGAUCCAUGCCAGACGGCGCCCCGGCUGCCCGGCGAGAUGAAAGAGGUGGUGCUGUGGUCGCCCGAGGAGGUGACCAGCUGGCUGACGGAGAAUGCGGUGCCCGAGUACUGCGAGCCCCUGAGGAGCUUCACCGGGCGCGACCUCAUCAACCUGACGGAGGAGGACUUCAAGAGGACGCCUCUCUCCCGGGUGUCUUCCGACAGCGGCCAGCGGCUUUUGCACAUGAUUGAGACUCUGAAAAUGGCUCACCACAUGGAGGCUCACAAGAACGGCCACGUCAACGGGCACGUCCGCGGCGGCAGCGGCGGCGAGAACGGCUUCGGCGGCAAGGCCAAGCUCAACGGGGUGCCAAACGGGUUCAAGAAGGAGAUGAUCAAGAUCCCCAUGCCAGAGCCGGAGCGCUCACAGUACCCCAUGGAGUGGGGCAAGACUUUCCUGGCUUUUAUUUAUGCACUUUCUUGUUUCGUCUUCACCACAGUGACUAUCUCAGUCGUUCACGAACGAGUGCCUCCCAAGGAGGUGCAGCCUCCCCUUCCAGAUGCAUUUUUUGAUCGCUUUGAUCGGGUGCAAUGGGCUUUUUCUAUUUGUGAAAUCAACGGCAUGAUCCUUGUAGGACUGUGGUUUGUUCAGUGGCUGCUCUUAAAGUACAAGUCUAUAAUUAGCAGAAGAUUUUUCUGUAUAGUUGGCACACUGUACCUGUACCGGUGUAUUACGAUGUACGUGACCACGCUCCCAGUACCUGGAAUGCAUUUCAAGUGUUCUCCAAAGCUUUUUGGAGACUGGGAAUCUCACCUGCGAAGGAUAAUGAAAUUGAUCGCUGGCGGAGGAUUGUCCAUCACGGGAUCCCACAACAUGUGCGGCGACUACCUGUACAGCGGCCACACCGUCAUCCUCACCCUCACAUACCUGUUCAUCAAAGAGUAUUCCCCGCGGCGACUCUGGUGGUAUCACUGGCUUUGCUGGGCGCUCAGCAUGGUUGGGAUGUUCUGCAUCCUCCUUGCUCAUGACCACUACACUGUGGACGUGGUGGUGGCUUACUACAUCACUACAAGACUCUUCUGGUGGUACCACACAAUGGCCAACCAGCAAGUGCUAAAAGAAGCUUCCCAAACAAACCUCCUCGCAAGGGUCUGGUGGUACAAGCCCUUCCAGUACUUCGAAAAGAAUGUCCAAGGAAUUGUACCUCGCUCCUACCACUGGCCCUUGCCCUGGCCGGCGCUGCAGCGGGGCCGGCCGGUGAAGUACAGCCGCCUGGUGAGCGACACGUAACGGCGCGUCCUCGGCCACCCCGGGGGGGAAAGGACCUGUCCCAAGUGCUCACAACUCCCUACGAGAAGAUGCCAUAAAAACAAACAAACAAGCAAACAAAAAAAAAAAAUCAACUGCUCCCUAUAACCCUUUCUUUUAACAGCUCCCUCGACUUGACCUUUUCAGUUACCUGGUAAGCACUGUGAUCUUUUUUUUCUCUCCAAAGGAUCUCUGCGUUGGACAACAAUAAAGAAAAAUUUAACUUAUCAUGCACUGUUACACAUUUCUUGUUGAUAGAUUUGGGAUUUACAUUUACCCAUCACCGUGUUCCUUUGUAUAUGAUGCGACAACAUAAAUGAAAGCUUUUAUAUCAUAAGUUCUGGUCUUUCCAGUCACGUCUGGGAACAAAGCAUAUUAUUUUCUUGGGAAAACAUACUUUUCAUAUCUCUUGCCCCAAAGAUUGGGCUGUAAGCCAUUUUCUAGCAAAUGACUAUAUGAAGGUUUCUAAAUACCUGCCUUGGGUGAAAUCAAGAAAUCUUUCUACCUGUUGCACCGCGCUAUGAAUAAGAUGAUAGACACAGAAAGGUUUGGUAAUCCUGAUUUUGUAGAGCCUGCAGUGACUGACUGUGUCAAAAAGUGCAAAAAAAAAAAAAAAGGAAAAAAAAAGAGAGAAAAAAUGUAAAGUGAUUUUCUAAGUAUUUCCUAACUUUAUUUUUCAAAACGUGUAUGGAAAAAAAAAAAUUAAAUUUAAAAAGAUUUUUACAUGUCAGAGAAUAGAGAGUUAAAAUUUAAAGAAAAUGCUUCUUGGGAGAGAGAGAUUUGUCUAUGUUUCUAGUGCCUUUCUUGUCUUGAUUGUAUGGUCAGUAGGCAGUCUUAAAUGUUUUUAUUUAAAAUAAAGUAUUCCAUGAAAGCAGAAUUAUAUAUACUAUAUAAUUACUAAUUUUUGCAUUUAUAGCUAAAUUAAACUGGAAAUUUGCUUAUAAUGUUGAAAUUGCCAUGUGUAGGGAAAAAAAACCACCCCACCAAAUAAAAAGGGUCCGAUCUUGUUCACACAUUGUGGGCAGGUCAAGCUGAAAAGUAUCACUUUAUUCUUGGUAGCUGGAUUUUAACAAGCAAAACAGCCAUGAAUUCCUGUUUUUUAAGAAUUUUACAAAUGAUCACUGAGUGAACUACGAAUGGUUUCCUCCAUCCCCUAUUGAAAUGUUGUUGAAAAACAACAAAGAUAAUCUAUUUCUUUAAAAUAUUUGUGCAGAAACUGCAUGUAAUUCUAAGUUUCACUCCUACCAUACAUACUGUAUGUUUGGGGAAGUAUCCUAUCCUAAACUUGCCAAUGUGCAGAACAAAAAUAUUUUUUUUUUUUAAAAAGAAUGAAGAAGAGAAAAAUAUAUAUAUAAAUAUAUAUAUAUAUCCAUUCUGUAUUUUACGUGAAGCAGAGUUAUCUUCUGUAGGUUUUUUGUGUAUUCACAAGGUGAUAUUUGUAUUGUAAAACAACAAUGGUGAAGGAAAAUAAAAAGGCUUUUGAAACGUGUAGUUUCCUUUAUCUUUUUAAUGUUAAGUUGAAAUUUAAAGCUGGGUUUAUUCUUCCAAACCUUGCCUUUAAGUUGAUGUUAUUGCACUGUAGGCCAUCCGAUUUGGACUGUAUGGAAACUGCAUUGAUUUCGAACUGCUGUCGGGCAAAAACAGUGCCUUAUCUGAAAUAAAUGCUAUGCAAUCGAUUCCGAUCGUGCGGGAGCCGGGAGCGGGUUGGGAGAAGCCUUCCUGGGAGCCAUCACCAGGCCUUGAAAAAUCUACCCCAAAACUGCUGGGACGGAGCACACGGCAGGGUGAGCGUCCACCCCCACCUCCCAGGAUCUGUCAGUCCUGGCUUUUAAACGCCAAAAAAAGACAAGGAAAAGCAAAUUUCUGUGAUUAGGUGGUGGUGAAAGUGUCUUUUUUUUUUUUUCUUUUUUUUUUUUUCUGGGGGGGAAAGAUGGUUUAUCUUGACCUCUGUGCCCUGUUCCUCAUCCUUGGCCAAAAACUUCCUGGAGGAGCUGAUGGUUGUUGCUUGGGAUGCUAAACAAAACCUGUUCCUUAUCAGUUCUCUGUCUCCCUGGGGCUGGGAGGGAGGGGGUUUCUUGGCCAAACCCUUUGCCAACAGCGUUUGUCAGAGCUGCCUGAGAAUUUAGGGCUCAGCUCUGCGUGCUUUGCUUUCAAUUCACAGCUUUUUGUCUUGGCAACUCUGGGGUUAAAAGUCAUUUUUCAAAACCCAUUUUGAGGUGAUUUUUUUUUUUUUUUUUUUUUUUGAGAGAGAGAGAGAGAGAGAAUUCACGCUCCCAGACUGACGAGUAGGUUUUUCAAGGCCUGGCAUCACGCACAUCCAAACCAUUGACAUAAGUAAAUGUAUGGAUAUAUAUAUGCACAUGACAUUAAAUGGAAUCUGCUGAA
Messenger RNA from Myiozetetes cayanensis, 5848 nucleotides. RefSeq names its product sphingomyelin synthase 1 (gene SGMS1). Gene Ontology annotation, cellular component: endoplasmic reticulum membrane; Golgi membrane. Gene Ontology annotation, molecular function: protein binding; sphingomyelin synthase activity; ceramide cholinephosphotransferase activity. Gene Ontology annotation, biological process: sphingomyelin biosynthetic process; ceramide biosynthetic process. The transcript is spliced from 7 exons. The coding region runs from base 2213 to 3445 and encodes 410 amino acids. Lineage: Eukaryota; Metazoa; Chordata; Aves; Passeriformes; Tyrannidae. The record is from RefSeq and is a predicted model, not a curated record.